AAAAACUCUUUAAAAAGGAGAGAGAGAGAGAGAAAAAAAAAAAGACAAAAACGCGCUAUAAAAUGCGGCCACCGCCUCCGCCUCCCACCUCUCUCGCAUUCGAGACGAAGCCGACGAGCUCAGCAGCGCCGGCGCCGCGACGCAAGGCCCCCCUCCAGACUAGGUGUCAAUCAGAGUAAAAGAUAGUGAUGUGGCGUCGCUGGAUUUGCUGCAGUUGUCAAGUGGAUGAAUCUGAUCGGCAUGAAAAUGGGCAUGUCAAGGCCACAACCAAUAAUGCUGACGGAAUGACAAAGGGGUUGAAAGAUUCUGCUACUGGAAAAGCCGAGCCACAGAAUGCUGCUCCCCCUAUCAAUAUUCCUGUUCUAUCCAUGGAUGAACUGAUAGAAAAAACUGAUGAGUUUGGGUCCAAGGCUUUGAUAGGUGAAGGGUCUUACGGGAGAGUGUACUAUGCCGUCCUUGAUAAUGGGACAAAAGUGGCAGUGAAGAAACUUGAUUCUACUGAAAAUGACCCCACUGCAGAAUUCUUGACCCAGGUGUCAUUGGUUUCUAGGUUGAAGCAUGAAAACUUCAUAGAUAUGUUGGGGUACUGUACGGAGCUGAAUCUGCGCAUAGUAGCCUACGAAUUUGCCACCAUGGGUUCUCUGCAUGAUGUUCUACAUGGAAGAAAAGGAGUUCAAGGUGCGCAACCUGGUCCAGCACUUGAUUGGAUGCAGCGAGUGAAAAUUGCUGUUGAUGCUGCGAAAGGACUUGAAUAUCUGCAUGAGAGAGUUCAGCCUUCUAUUGUACAUAGGGAUAUUAGAUCAAGUAACAUCCUCUUAUUUGAGGAGUUCAAGGCAAAGAUAGCAGACUUCAACCUCUCAAAUCAGGCUCCAGAUAUGGCUGCUCGGUUGCAUUCGACUCGUGUGUUGGGAACCUUUGGAUAUCACGCUCCAGAGUACGCAAUGACUGGUCAGCUAACCCAGAAAAGUGAUGUAUAUAGCUUUGGAGUAGUUCUCUUGGAACUUUUGACAGGUAGAAAGCCGGUAGACCAUACAAUGCCUAGAGGGCAGCAGAGCCUGGUAACUUGGGCUACACCAAGAUUAACUGAAGACAAGGUGAAGCAGUGUGUAGAUCCUCGGUUGAUGGGUGAAUAUCCACCAAAAGGAGUUGCUAAGCUCGCUGCUGUAGCAGCUUUGUGUGUGCAAUACGAAGCAGAGUUCCGCCCAAACAUGAGCAUUGUGGUCAAGGCUUUGUCCCCACUACUCGUGAAUAAGCAGACUCCAGCGCCUGCACCACCACCUGCUCUUGACAGUUGAUGUAUAGAAGUAACCAAAGUUGCAAAUUGCUAGGAGCAACAUAUUUGGAUAAUACACAUGGAUCAAUGUUACUUCUCAGAUUUCCGCAACUGACUGCAUGGAGGUCGGAGGACGUGUUUAGGAGUGCAAGGACAACGGAGUAUGUGCACCAUGUUAACAAUUUUCACAUUCAUCUUUCAAAAAACUGCAAUUCUAAAGCAACUCUGUAUUUUGACCAGAUAUAGACUAAAAUGUGCAUAUGCCUAGUUUACGACUUUACGACUCACCGGAUGUCAUUGGUAAUACUCAGUUGGCUUUGAUCUAUUAUUUGAGGUGACCUGGUUCUCAUAUUUAGUUCAGUGACUUCCAUGUAAAGUGAAUUAUUGGUGCCUUUUUUAUUUCCUAAAAUGCCAGUAUCACAGCCAAUGUUAUGUUU
Phragmites australis (common reed) is the source of this 1710-nucleotide messenger RNA. RefSeq names its product PTI1-like tyrosine-protein kinase 1. The transcript has 9 exons. Gene Ontology annotation, biological process: protein phosphorylation. The record is from RefSeq and is a predicted model, not a curated record. The coding region runs from base 189 to 1295 and encodes 368 amino acids. Lineage: Eukaryota; Viridiplantae; Streptophyta; Magnoliopsida; Poales; Poaceae. Gene Ontology annotation, molecular function: ATP binding; protein tyrosine kinase activity.